Molecule: messenger RNA, 1542 nt
Organism: Oldenlandia corymbosa var. corymbosa
Lineage: Eukaryota; Viridiplantae; Streptophyta; Magnoliopsida; Gentianales; Rubiaceae
Source: the annotation of a GenBank genome assembly
UAUCAUUACUGUCAAUAUUACACAUAAUGAUCUAUGUAGCUGGAUUAAAAUAAUGCCAAGUUGUCUUGAGUUUGACCUUGUCUACAUAUUUAACUACCAAUUCUUAUUUGUACAUUAAAACCUUGGGAAAUUCCACUUGUCCUAAGGAAAAAAUUGAAACACCAGCAGUGGCAUAGCCGGCCGAGAUAUGUAUCAACGGAAUCCACAAAAACCUUCAACAACAUAGGGAAACAUUUUACUUAGUAUUCAGCCCUCAAACUCAUCAACUCUUCUAUUUCACACACAAACACACACACACACACACACACACAUUCAUCCUUUCGCAUAUAUAUUCCUCCUCUCUUGAAUUUCCUCUAAAUAGUGUUCACUUUGAAGGAUACUUUGGGAGGUCGAAAAUGAAGAAGAGCAAGUUUGUCCUUUGUUUUCGACCUCCUCUCGUGAUCGAAACUAAAGAGAACAUUGAUGAUCACAGCAGUGCAUCUUCAGAUUGUAAAGAUAUCAUUGUUGCUAAGAAGGUAGAGAAGAACAAUGGAAAACUACCACCAACUUUGAUGAUGAGUCCUCCUCCUCCUCCGCCUCUUUUGAAGAAUAACGGCGCCGUUCGAAUCCCAUCUUCCGGUCGAACCCGAACCCGAAAAGGUUCAAGAAAAACCCUUUCCAAGGUUCUCAAAACCAUGUUACUCGAUCCCCCAGCUAGAAUCAAAGGUGAAACUAUUCGAGAAAUUAUGACGUCCCAAGAAAGGACUAAUGAUUUGGAACAAAAGAAAACUAGUUUGGAGAAGAUUGAAGAUCAUAAGAGGAAGAAUAGUGGCUGCGACAUCACUAUUGAAGAAGACAACUCUACUAAAAAAAUCCCAAGUAACUUUUCAUCUUCUUCAUCAUCAUCAUCAUGUUCAUGUCAAAAGGAAAAGAAAAAGGCGAAGAUCACAAAAACAAAAGAUGAAAAACCAAAGGGUUGUUCUUUAUUUUCUAAAUUAUCAAGUAGUGAUUAUUGUUUAGAUGAAGAUAUGGUUUUAUUAUAUUGGGUAGUUUUGGCCUCAUUAGCCACUAUAUUUUUGGGAAAAAUAUUUGCCAUUUUAUUGGCUACCUUGUGGUUCUAUGUCAUGCCUUGCCGGAGUGCUACAACUGGUUGCCUUUCUCCUAUCCAGCCGGAAAAUAUCCUGUUGAAUCCGUCGCCGGAGAUUUUUGAGACCCCUAGUACUACUACUAGAGAGUUCAUUAAAAAGAAAGUCAUAAUGGACGGGUUGCUUCAGAGGCCGCAGAAAGCAUUAAAUCUGUUGACAGUUUGAUAGACAUGAGGAAAAAAAAGAAUGAAUUUUUGACGUGUUAUAAAGCCUUCGUUCUCUGCAUGUAAUUUAAGGCAGAGUGGUUUGUAGUAGACUUGUAGUUGAGAGUGUAGUAAAAUCUCUCAAAUCUGUGUGGAGUAAUUCCUGUCUUUUCACUGACAAUUUCAGUAAAUGAGAUCUCGUGUAUUUACUAUUAAUAGUACUAUCUUAAUACAUUGAAUGCCAAAUUCUGUCCAUUCUUUUUUAUUUUGUCAAA